AUGCCGUCAUCGUGCCGAUUAUUAAUAAUCGCCGCCGUCGCCUCCGUCAUCGUCGGCUGCUGCUUAUCGGCGCCGACGGUGUGUCGCGCGUGCACCAAAAAUUGUUUCGCGUCGAACUCGUCGACGAACGCGACGAGCAGCAAUGUCGAUUUGAUGAACGAGCUCGAGAUGAACGAAAUCGAUGAUUCCACAGGACGACGACACAAACGCGAGGUUGAGUUUCGCGCGUGCUCGCGAUUCCAAAUCGAGAUGCUUCUCAUUCCGAUGGCCAUCGCUUUGAUUCCGCUCGUCCUUUGCGCGUUGUUCGUCUGCACUUGCUGCUGUGGACCGAAAGAGUCGCAAAGCAAACUUCCCGACGAUUUUCUCGCCUCGCUUCCAAUGUCGAAGAAGCGAUCGGCGGCGGCGCCCGAAGAGAUCGAGCUCGAGUUUGGCAAUGGCUAUGUCGCGAGGAAAGACUCGAGUCGAACCAAAUUCUCAACAACCGUCUCCUAUAUCGAGGCAAGACGCGAGAGCAUCUGGUCAGCGACAAGUGUGGCAAGCGACACGGCGGCCGAGGCUGUUAAGCACGAUUCGAUGAAAGCGGAACGCGAUGAGCCGGCAAAAUUGACCAAGGCCAAAUCGUGCGAGUCGAUAAAACGCUGCCGAUUCUCGGAUACCGUCUCGGUGAUCUCAGUCGACUCGCUGAAUCGCCGAUGA
Molecule: messenger RNA, 696 nt
Organism: Caenorhabditis bovis
Lineage: Eukaryota; Metazoa; Nematoda; Chromadorea; Rhabditida; Rhabditidae
Source: the annotation of a GenBank genome assembly